This is a messenger RNA of Penicillium cinerascens, 543 nucleotides long. Its product is annotated as translationally-controlled tumor protein. Lineage: Eukaryota; Fungi; Ascomycota; Eurotiomycetes; Eurotiales; Aspergillaceae. The record is from RefSeq and is a predicted model, not a curated record. The coding region runs from base 1 to 543 and encodes 180 amino acids. The transcript has 4 exons. Gene Ontology annotation, molecular function: calcium ion binding. Gene Ontology annotation, cellular component: cytoplasm.
AUGAUUAUCUACGAGGACAUUAUCUCCGGAGACGAGAUCCUCUCCGACACCUUCGAUAUCAAGCCCGCCGCUGAUUGCCCCAUCCUCUGGGAGACCGACUGCCGCAAGUACCUCAAGAGGGCCAACGAGGACUUCGAGCUCGAGGGUGCUAACCCCUCCGCCGAGGGCGGAGAUGAGGAAGGUGGUGAGGGUGAGGCCGUCAUGGUCCACGACAUUGAGGACCAGUUCCGUCUUGUAUGGCUCAAGACCGAGGAGGGCCUCAAGCCCUCCAAGGAUUCCUUCAAGGCGCACCUGAAGAGCUACCUCAAGAAGGUUAUGAAGAAGCUCGAGGAGAACGGUGCUCCCACCGAGACCAUCGAUGAGUUCAAGAAGGGUGCUCCCGCUGCCAUGAAGAAGAUCAUUGCCAACUACGACAACUACGAUGUCAUGAUGGGACAGUCCAUGGACGGCGAUGCCAUGCACGUCCUGAUUGACUUCCGUGAGGACGGUGUUACCCCCUACGCCACCGUCUGGAAGCACGGCUUCAGAGCGACCAAGGUCUAA